CGCGAUGCGCGCGCGCGCGACGCCGCGCGCGCCCGCCGCGCGCGCGACGUCCGCGGCGCGCGCGCGACUCGGACGCGCGGCGCCGACGCGACCCGCGCGCGACGCGCGCGAACGCGACGCGCGACGGCGACCGAAGACGCCAUCGCGACGACGACCGAAGACGCGCGCGGUCGUCGACGCGCGCGAACGACCGCGGGGCGCGGGGCGCGGCGCGCGAACGUGGGACGACGCGGACGCGACGCGAGAGGUCGGGACGAGCACGACGGCGCAGGCGCGCGCGAACGCGGUGAAUAUCUUGCUCGGCGUGGGGACGCUGAGCGUGCCGUACGCGCUGCGCGAGGCGGGAUGGAGCGGAUUGGGGGUGCUGAUGACUUUGGGGGUGGUGACGAAUUAUACGGGGAAGAUUUUGAUCAAGUGUCAGCGGCGAGGGAGCCUGCCGGCGAAUGAACGGUCGGACAUCGGAGAGGCCGCGUUCGGGGUGAACGGGCGGAAUUUCAUCACGUUCGUCUUGUACACGGAGCUGAUUGGCACCGCAGGCUUGUUUUUCAUUCUCGAGGGCGAUCAUCUGGCGAAGCUUUUCCACAUGCAAGGUAAAGAGGAACUCUUUUCCGCAUGCGCGGCGCUCGCGAUGGUGCCAACGACGUGGCUGUUAGAUUUAUCCAGCCUGUCGUACGUCGGCGCGCUCGGCUUGUGCGCUUCGGUGAGCGUCACCGGCGUGAUGCUGUACGAAUUAUUUAGCCAAGUCAUAUCGACCGGAGAGUUGCCUCGGGCGGCAGCCGAGACGGCGAUGAUACAUUACUCUACGUUUCCCGUGAGCUUUGGCCUUUUGGCUUUCGUGUUCGCCGGUCACGCGGUGUUUCCCGCGAUUUACGCGAGCAUGGAGAAGCCGGAAGAGUACGAGGAGAUGCUCGACAAUUCUUACGCCAUCGUGGCCUUGAACUGUCUCGCGCUCGGCGUUGCGGGAUACUGCUUAUAUGGCGACAACGUUGCUGAUCAAGUCACCCUGAACCUUCCAGCGGGAUCGCUCGCCACACUCGCGUUCGCGUUGAUUACUGUGAACCCGUUGGCGAAAUUCGCGCUGACUUUGGAUCCCGUCGCCAAGGGCGCCGAAGAAAAACUCAAGCUCCGCGUCAAGGAGUCCAGCAAAGAUGCAUUCAUCUCUCGGCUUGUUCGUACCACGCUCGGCGUCACUGCGCUCGGUAUCGCCGUCAAGCUUCCAUUUUUUGGCGUCGGCAUGUCGCUCAUCGGCAGCGUGUUGACGCUCACCGUCUCUGUACUGUUUCCAUCGCUGUGCUAUCUCCGCAUGUUCGACGACGACAUCGACGACGCCGAGAAACUCAUCAACUACGCGAUAUUAGCCAUCGGCACCGCGUGCGUCGUUUCCGGCACCGCUGGCGCGCUCGACUCCGCCUUCGCCGUCGCCGCGUAACCGACGCC
Molecule: messenger RNA, 1437 nt
Organism: Ostreococcus lucimarinus CCE9901
Lineage: Eukaryota; Viridiplantae; Chlorophyta; Mamiellophyceae; Mamiellales; Bathycoccaceae
Product: AAAP family transporter: amino acid
Exons: 2
Coding region: 5-1429 (474 amino acids)
Source: RefSeq, a predicted model, not a curated record